Messenger RNA from Nomascus leucogenys (northern white-cheeked gibbon), 976 nucleotides. It is a transcript of the gene HACD4, whose product is annotated as 3-hydroxyacyl-CoA dehydratase 4. Gene Ontology annotation, molecular function: 3-hydroxyacyl-CoA dehydratase activity. Gene Ontology annotation, biological process: fatty acid elongation; sphingolipid biosynthetic process; very long-chain fatty acid biosynthetic process. Lineage: Eukaryota; Metazoa; Chordata; Mammalia; Primates; Hylobatidae. Gene Ontology annotation, cellular component: endoplasmic reticulum membrane. The record is from RefSeq and is a predicted model, not a curated record.
CGGCGCUAGAAGCCCUGGUGGCGGCGGCCCAUGGGGCCCUUGGCGCUGCCCGCCUGGCUGCAGCCCAGGUAUAGGAAGAAUGCAUAUCUUUUCAUCUAUUACUUAAUCCAGUUCUGUGGCCACUCUUGGAUAUUUACAAAUAUGACAGUCAGAUUCUUUUCAUUUGGAAAAGAUUCAAUGGUUGAUACUUUUUAUGCUAUUGGACUUGUGAUGCGACUUUGCCAAUCCGCAUCUCUCCUGGAACUGCUGCACAUAUAUGUUGGCAUUGAGUCAAACCAUCUUCUCCCAAGGUUUUUGCAGCUCACAGAGAGAAUAAUCAUCCUUUUUGUGGUGAUCACCAGUCAAGAGGAAGUCCAAGAGAAAUAUGUGGUGUGUGUUUUAUUCAUCUUUUGGAAUCUGUUGGAUAUGGUUAGGUACACUUAUAGCAUGUUAUCAGUCAUAGGAAUAUCCUAUGCUGUCUUGACAUGGCUCAGUCAAACACUAUGGAUGCCAAUUUAUCCUUUGUGUGUUCUUGCUGAAGAGGCAAAGUUGAAGAGGGAAGCAGCUCUGCACAGUAGACAAAAUACUGGACAAAAAGCAACGGCAUCUGAGUCCUUCCCUUCAUUAACUCACUGUAUGAGUUUUGGACCAUCUAGUUGCAGGAAAAUAAGCUCAGGGCUCCCACUGAUUCUGCAUUAUGCAUUUGCCAUCUAUCAAUCGCUGCCUUAUUUUGAAUCAUUUGGCACUUACUCCACCAAGCUGCCCUUUGACUUAUCCAUCUAUUUCCCAUAUGUGCUGAAAAUAUAUCUCAUGAUGCUCUUUAUAGGUAUGUAUUUUACCUACAGUCAUCUAUACUCAGAAAGAAGAGACAUCCUCGGAAUCUUUCCCAUUAAAAAAAAGAAAAUGUGAAGUACAGCAUUCCAGUGUGACAUGAGAAAAGACAGGCUGUGGAUUCAGCUGCAGUAAAUACAACACAGGAAGCAUUCUGGUAGAAAAA